AUGGGCCCACCCAGCAGCUGGGUGCUGGCUGCUGUGCUGUACGAGGGUGACUUCACAGAACUGAGCGUCUUUUCGGUCUAUGUGAAGGCUCAAAUAUUUAAAUCGCUGUAUUGUUUUUUAAGUCAUAACGUUUCCCCUCGUCUUCCCUUAGUUUUUAGAAAUCAGCUGCCCAGGAGAAAUGACUUCUACUCCUAUGAGCCACCUUCCGAGGAUCCUCCUCCAGAGACAGGAGAAUCCGUGUGCCUCCAGCUCAAGUCUGGUGUUCAUCUCUGCAGGGUUUGUGGCUGUGUAGGCCCCAAAACAUGCUCGCGAUGUCACAAGGCACAUUACUGCAGUAAGGAGCACCAGACUUUGGACUGGAGAUCGGGACAUAAGCAGGCUUGUACACAAGUAGAUAAUUUGGACAGUACAGUUCCAGACCACAACUUCCUUUUUCCAGAAUUUGAAAUUGUAAUAGAAACAGAAGAUGAAAUUAUGCCUGAAGUUGUGGAAAAAGAAGACAAAUCAGAGAUUAUAGGGAGCAUGGAUGAAGCACCUGAGGAAGAAUUGGACUCCAUGGCAAAACAUGAGUCUAGAGAAGAUAACAUUUUCCAGGAAUUUAAAGCUAAAGUAUCCCUUGAACCGGAACAGGUUCUCAGAUAUGGCAGAGGGAUUGCCCCCAUCUGGAUCUCUGGUGAAAAUGUUCCCCAGGAAAAGGAUAUUCCAGAUUGCCCCUGCGGUGCCAAAAGAAUGUUUGAAUUCCAGGUCAUGCCUCAGCUGCUCAACUACCUGAAGGCUGACAGACUGGGCAGGAGUGUCGACUGGGGUGUCCUGGCUAUCUUCACCUGUGCCGAAAGCUGUAGACUGGGCACUGGCUACACAGAGGAAUUUGUUUGGAAGCAAGAUAUAACAGAUACAGCUUAAAGGCAACAUAAUCUCGUAGACCUUGUGAUUACAUUUCUAGGACUUUAUCCUAAGGAAGUCAUUGUACCAAAGACAUACAAAGAUGCUGUUUUAGGUGUUGUUUACAUUGUCUAAAUAUUAGACAAAAAUGUCCAGUGACAGGGAAUUAAGUAAACUCUGGUGUACCUAUCCAGCAGGAGGCUAUGUAUGCAGUCUUGAUACAGACCUACGUGCACAUCAAGUAAGACACAGGUAGAACCCAAGAUAGCAUUAAUAGAUGGUACUCAUAUGUGAUCGUGUUUUUAUAAAAAUACUUAUACGUGUGUAUGUGCACAAAGAAAAAAGAUCUCAAAAGAUACACACAGAAUGUGAACUGGUUAAAUGAAUGCUGGGACUAAGUGACAUGAUGUUUCUACUUUUAUGCAUAUUUCUUUCAACAAAAAAAAUGGGUUAAGUCCAAUUGUCACUCAAGAGCAUUUUCCCUCUAAAAUUUGCAAAGUUAAAACAAAGAGAAGAAGUAUUUGGGUAAAACCCCAAGAGACUCGUCUAAUAAUCAGGUGACUGUCAUGGGCUCCAGUUUACAUGGGAAAAUACUGAACCCCACUAACUAGUAUGGUACAUACAAUGAAUGGGAUACCCAGUCAUUCUGAAGCAGCAGAGUUGGCAGGAUCAAAAAACCUGACUUUGAAGAGAAGCUCUACCUCAAAACUGACCUUGGUCAGCCAGUGGCACUGCUUACAGACCAGAGGCUGAAAGGCAAGAGCAGUGGUCUUCUCUUCUCAUCUGCCCAUCUUGUACCACUGUCCACACGCAAGUAAACCCAGUAAGGAUGCGAGAAUCAGCCACUGGAGUUUCCCCAGGUCAGCCCCCGGGACUGCCUGGCCUUAGGGGAGCUGCCAGGUGUGGGAUGUUGUUUGUGCUGCCUCUGUUUAUACAGAUGGGUCCUAAACCUGUGCCAGUAGCUGUGCUACAGCUCCUUCUAGCCCCUAGCCUUUUACACUUGUGAUUCUCAGUUCUCUCACCAGCAGUGAUGCCUGCCCAGAACCAAGACAGACCCGAGGAGACACUGCUGUUGAUCACUGCUUGAAGACCAACAGCUAAUUCUGUAGCAUCCCUGUUAACCCUGAAAUGCACUGCUACCAUAAACACAUCUUUUUGGAGGUAACAUCACUUAAUGUUAGUGACUACCUGGCUAUUUCAGGAUACUUUCACAUCAGAAAGUCUUGGCCUUUCAGUCCAUCUCAUGUCUGUGAUUACAGUUACACGUAGCACCCUAUGGGAAACUGCAACAUGGAAUUGCCAUGGGGAGCUUGUUACUGGGCGAAUUCUAAAUACAAAUUUCAAAGAGGGAGGGAAUGGCGGUGUCACCUCACUCAAGCUAGGAGUGCUAAAUCAGUGAAAAUCACCCACAGUUCACGCCCUGUGCCUACGGAGGGAAACAUGGCAAGAGCCACACACUUGGUAGGACUCAGUGACUUACAGAAAACUAGACAAGUGGGAACUUCGUACUCCAAACUAAAUAACUCAGAAGUAAGUUUUCCAAAGUAGACCACUAUCCUGACUGCUAAGGACUUUUCAAGCAAAUUCAUUGGGGUCUGUCUGGAGACAUCCCCAGGUUAUGCUGCAAGCACACUGACCAGUCAGGCUGUCCCAGGUGUGUGUCCCUGCCAGGGCCCUUCCCUGUGGAGACACUAUUCCAAAUCACCAGAAUCAUAGUACUGACUUGGCAACCGUGUUUAAAAAAAUAGAAACUACAUUGAAAAUAAUACAAAAUAAGAUAACAAUUUAGAUAAAAAAGCAACUCUGUUGCCUCUAGAAAUGUUAAUAAAAACAGAAAACACCACCAUGUCACCCAUGAAAUGACGGCCACCUCUCACCCAGCGACUGCUCCUGCAGAGGACAGCUGUCACUGCUGCCCGGCCACAUACCCCAUCGUUCCCCAGACCUCUGCAUGGCUGGCACUGCCUGAUCAGGCAGCUCACUCCUCCCUGUUGCAGAGAGCAGUGCAUUCACCUCUUCUUUAUUUCAGAUACCGAGUGCCGGUCUCAUCAUCCUUUGAAAGUUCAGAGAGCACCGCAAAGAAACAGGUUUCAGUGCUUUUGAUAAUCAUACUGUUGGUAGUAUUCUGUUAUUAACUUACCAUCCCAUGUGUCCUUAGAAAUUAAGGAUUUUCUCAGUGUAAAAGACAAUACAGAAUUGACCAAAUAAAAGCCCUGUAGUCUGAUUUUGAAUUGGAUAUAUUAGUAUGAACUCACGAGGUAUUUUAUCUUGAAAACUUUUAAAAGGAAAGAAGCAUUUAUCCUGCUAGAUGAAGUAUACCACCUCAUGAAAGUAUCCCAAUGAAUAAAUGAAAAAGUGAUUAGAAUUCCAUCUUUCACAACCCACUAAUGAACUAACGGGUCAGCGAGAAGGCCACCAGACACUGACUCCCAACAAACACCACUGACAGUUUCUGCAAAGUGCAGCACUGCAGGUGCCAGAAGCUCAGGGGACAGACGGGCGUGCUGAGCUGCUCCACUCUGAGUCUGCAAAUGGCAAGGCUGAGGAACUACCAGAUAAACGGUCUACUGACGUACUGAAAAUGGAAGACAGUGGUGUUUAGGUAGUUAUUGUACAAGGAUAGUGGUUAUGGGGGGGGGCGGGGGGGAGCUGUGGCUGGACUGGAGCCUAAGCUGCUGGGAUCUGGCAAGGUUCUGAGUUGUGGUUGCUGGGGUGCCUGCCUCUGAAUAAUACAUUAUGCUAAACACUUGUUAGGUUUCCUCUGUACGCUGCAUUUUGCAACUAUAACCUUAAUAAUUUAGGUAAGUGGAAAUAAAUAUAUCAACCAUGA
This is a messenger RNA of Vicugna pacos (alpaca), 3712 nucleotides long. The record is from RefSeq and is a predicted model, not a curated record. NCBI's taxonomy places the organism in Eukaryota, Metazoa, Chordata, Mammalia, Artiodactyla, Camelidae.